AUGACGGAACCACCAACCGAUUCAUGCAUUCCUUCAUUGGGUCCCACACCAGCCACCGUGAUUCAUCCAAGACGCGUGCCGUUCGAACACGGUCUUUUACCUAUCCCGCGACUCAUCUUCUCCGACCCCACACAAACCCUAAUCUCAUUGAAACAUAAGCUUCUCGAAUUAUCCUCUAACAACCGAGUUGACUCGGCCGCGAUUUCUGAGUCGUUACAGAUCUCCGUCGAACAAGCUAGGCUUGUUCUCGAGACUCUCGUUUCGGUUCUGCCUUCUGAAUCCGAAUCUGAUAGCGUCGAUGUUCAUGAUCUCGUUUUGUUUCUAUACAUUCAAUCUUACAAGAGGCUCCUCCCGCGGACGCAUAAGGAUUCCGCCGCUGUUGCUGAUGUCUGGCCUUCCACUUCCGCCUUUGAUGGAUACCUGUCCGCUCUCACGCCGCUUCAGCUUGUGCGGAGCAACAGUAAGCGGUUUACGCCGUCGCAGGGUGAUGAAGAAGCACAUCAGCUGUCUUAUCUGCAAAAGCAUUUGGCUAACAUCGUGUCUCUGCUAGCAGAGCCCGUGGAGGGGGAAAGUGAAGAAUCUCUGGUUUUAACCAUGGAUAGAUUUGAGCACCUUGGUUUUCUAUUUCAUUAUGGUGAUAAAGGACUUGAAGGAAAUUCAUUGAGUCAAUCUUCUCCUUUUUUCGCAAACUCGGAUCCCAACAUGCCUGCUGUUCCCGCUUCUGCUUCCCAAGUUCAUGAUUGGCUUCUGCAGAACAUAGCUUCUGCCUUGGGACGUAUUGCUGAACGGACUCCUUCAAAAGAAAAUGGUCCAGUUAGUGCCUCUGAUCAGGAUGUUGCUAUGACUGAGGCAUCUACUGCCUCAGUUAAGGUCCCAACAAGUGCUAGGGGCGCAAGUUUCAUUGAAGGGAUUUCGAAAUCAUCAUACGCAAAGCAUGCAUCUGACAUUAAAGGUUCCUCCGUUAAGGUUCUAAAUUGCCAUGACUCUGCCAUUUACAUCUUAGCACCUUUGAGAUACGCCACCAUCUAUGGAUGUUCAGAUGCGACAAUAGUUAUUGGAGCAGUUGGAAAGGCUGUGAGAGUAGAACACUGUGAACGAGUUCAUGUUAUUGUUGCAGCAAAACGGAUUUGUAUUGCUAACUGCCGUGAAUGUGUUUUCUUUUUGGGAGUGAACCAGCAACCCCUUAUUGUCGGUGAUAACCAUAAGUUGCAGGUGGCUCCCUAUAAUACCUUUUACUCCCAGCUGGAGGAACAUAUGAAUGAAGUUGGAGUUCUUCCCACAGUGAAUUGUUGGGAUGAACCUAUAGCAUUGGGCAUGGUUGAUCCCCAUGAUUCACUAUCUCAUCCAGCAGGUGUCUCUGAUGUUCAAACUGAGUCUGCUUCUAGGUUGGAUCCUGAUCAGUUCACUAAUUUUGUGAUUCCAAACUGGCUUGGAGAGUCCACCGGCUCUACGAAAGACAAUCCGUUCACAUUACCUGAGGCAUAUAUGGCAUCUCAACAGAGAAAUGAAAACAAUUUAGAGGAGAUAAGGCAACUGUUACGAGAAGCACCUUUAGAAGAAAGUCGUAAAAGAGAACUGUCAUCAGCGCUUCAUGUGUAUUUCAAGGACUGGUUAUAUGCCUCUGGGAACAUUCGUCAGCUUUAUUAUUUACAAGGAGAUUGA
This is a messenger RNA of Lathyrus sativus (Indian pea), 1662 nucleotides long. The record is from the annotation of a GenBank genome assembly. NCBI's taxonomy places the organism in Eukaryota, Viridiplantae, Streptophyta, Magnoliopsida, Fabales, Fabaceae.